AUGGAUGACCUGGAGUCGCUGGAGCUGUUCUCACUCGUGUCGCGAGUGACGAACGAGCUCCAGAACCAUCUGGGCAUCAACGACAAAACCCUUGCCGAAUUCGUCAUCGCUCAGCACCUCAAUUGUAAUGGCGUAUUCCCAGAAUUCAAGAAGAAGCUCGACGACAUGGGUGCCGAGUUUCCCCAGAGUUUAAUGGAGAGUAUUGAUCGCCUAGUACUCACAAUGCACCCGAAGUACAAGGGAAAGAAAGCUAGCGAUGGUGACGCAGGAAACAACGGCGCGACAGGCGACGGCCUUGACGAGUUCGAUGCGCUGGAAAAGAAGUCGCGUGUGUUCAAAGGACUCGCAGUUGCGGAUACAGAAAAGCGAUGGGAGGAGAACGAUUACCUCGAAUCCGAUGCGCAAGCUGGCGCUAUGGACGACACUUUUGCUAUGUUGGAAGGACUUGCCGGAAAAGCAGGCGAUGAGAAGCCGCGCCCUUCGAGAGAUGACCGUGGGCACAAACGAAGCCGCAGCCCUGAAUACGAUGAUCGUCGCGGACGCCAACAAAAAGACAAAUACCGAUCGAGAUCCCGGUCACGGAGUGGACACCGUCGAAGCAAGAACGACGACCUUGUGGAUGAGUUCGGACGGUCUAUCGGAAGAUAUAAAGAUCGGGAUGAUGGACAUCGCAAUGGGAAGAGUGACCGCCGGAGACGACGAGACCGUGAUGACGAUGGCUUCCGCCAGCGACCUAUGGAACUGGAUGACCAAGCCCAGCUAUAUAAGAUUUACGAUGGCACUGUGACCGGAGUGAAGGAUUUCGGUGCCUUUGUGAAUUUAUCCGGAAUUAGAGGGAAAGUGGAUGGCCUUGUCCAUGUGUCAGCUAUGCAGGAAGGCGUCCGAGUGAACCACCCAUCCGAUCUGGUCUCUCGUGGACAGCCAGUUAAGGUCAAGGUAGUGAGCAUAGAAGGAAGUCGUAUUGGCCUGUCAAUGAAAGAGGCGGACCAAGUAACUGGAAUGGAUAUGGUUCCUCAAAAACGCCUGGCCUCGGGUGCCAAUAUGCAAAGCCUCGAUGACAAUGACAGAUACGGUGGUCUCACUUCCGAUAUCCCCGUCAUUGAAGAGUCAAAUGGUCGACCAAUGCGUAACCGCAAGCGCAUGACAUCACCGGAACGAUGGGAAAUUCGCCAACUCAUUGCCUCUGGCGUGGCUUCUGCGGCCGAUUACCCUGAUUUGGAGGAGGAAUACAAUGCCACUCUUACCGGAGAAGGAGCAUUCGAAGAGGAAGAAGACGUUGAUAUUGAGGUCAAAGACGAAGAGCCUCCUUUCCUGGCUGGUCAGACCAAGCAAUCCUUGGAGCUUUCUCCUAUCCGUGUAGUCAAGGCUCCCGAUGGGUCUAUGAACCGUGCAGCAAUGUCUGGCACGAAUAUCGCCAAAGAGAGACGCGAGCUGAAACAGCAAGAAUCGCAAGACAAAGCUGCUGCAAAGGCAGCUGAUGUGGAUCUUAGCGCACAAUGGCUGGACCCCAUGGCUAAUCCUGAGGAUCGACAAUUCGCCUCGGAGCUACGCAGUGGCACAAAGCAGCAAGAUGAAGCUGUGCCAGAAUGGAAGCGUGUCACCAUGGGUACAGGCAAGAAUGAGUCGUUCGGUAAACGAACCGAUAUGCCUAUCAAACAACAACGUGAGAGUUUGCCUGUGUACAAGUUCAGGAAACCACUGCUUGAUGCCGUGCGAGACAACCAGAUCCUUAUUGUCGUUGGUGAUACUGGAUCAGGAAAGACGACUCAACUGACGCAAUAUCUUGCCGAGGGUGGAUACGGAAAUAAGGGACUUAUUGGUUGCACUCAACCACGUCGUGUAGCAGCCAUGUCCGUGGCCAAACGUGUCGCCGAGGAAGUGGGCUGCCGACUUGGUUCUCAGGUUGGUUAUACCAUUCGUUUCGAGGAUAUGACUAGUCCAGAGACCGUGAUCAAGUAUCAAACCGAUGGUAUGCUUCAGCGAGAAAUCUUGAUUGAUCCUGAUCUCAAGAAAUAUUCCGUUAUUAUGUUGGACGAGGCCCACGAGCGAACGAUUGCCACAGAUAUUCUCUUCGGAUUGUUGAAAAAGACUAUCAAACGACGAUCAGACCUACGAUUAAUUGUGACAUCGGCCACCUUGGAUGCUGAGAAAUUCUCUUCGUAUUUCCAUGGCUGUCCUAUUUUCUCAAUUCCUGGCCGAACGUUCCCCGUGGAGAUUAUGUAUUCGAAGGAGCCAGAAUCCGAUUAUCUCGACGCGGCAUUGAUCACAGUCAUGCAAAUCCACUUAACCGAAGCUGCCGGUGAUAUUCUUCUCUUCCUUACGGGUCAAGAAGAAAUCGACACCGCAUGUGAAAUUCUCUACGAGAGAAUGAAAGCCCUCGGUCCAUCAGUACCAGAUCUGAUUGUUCUCCCUGUAUAUUCUGCUCUUCCCAGCGAAAUGCAAAGUCGAAUUUUCGAUCCUGCACCACCCGGAGCGCGAAAGGUUGUCAUCGCAACCAAUAUUGCCGAGACAUCAAUCACCAUCGAUAACAUCUACUACGUGAUUGACCCUGGUUUCGUGAAACAAAACGCCUACGACCCCAAGCUCGGCAUGGACUCCUUAGUAGUGACACCGGUAUCUCAAGCCCAGGCAAAACAGCGUGCAGGUCGCGCUGGCCGAACAGGUCCUGGAAAGUGUUUCCGCCUAUACACCGAGGCGGCCUAUCAAUCUGAGAUGUUGCCUACCACAAUUCCUGAGAUCCAGAGACAAAAUCUUUCUCACACCAUUCUCAUGUUGAAAGCCAUGGGAAUUAACGACUUACUGCAUUUCGAUUUCAUGGACCCCCCACCCACAAAUACUAUGCUUACUGCCUUGGAAGAAUUAUACGCCCUCUCCGCCCUAGACGACGAAGGUCUUCUCACUCGACUAGGCCGUAAAAUGGCCGAUUUCCCCAUGGAACCUGCCCUUGCCAAGGUCCUCAUUGCAUCAGUCGACAUGUGCUGUUCAGAAGAAUUACUAUCCAUCGUCGCAAUGCUGUCAAUUGCGUCCCCGUUCUACAGACCCAAAGAAAAACAGCAACAAGCCGAUCAAAAGAAAGCCAAAUUCCACGAUCCAAUGGGUGACCAUCUGACUCUAUUGAACGUCUAUAACGCAUGGAAACAAUCAAACUUUAAUAACUCCUGGUGUUUCGAGAAUUUUAUCCAAGCCCGACAAAUUCGCCGCGCAGAAGAUGUUCGCAAACAACUUCUCGGUAUCAUGCAGAGAUACAAGCACCGGAUUAUCUCGUGUGGUCGAGACACGACGAAGGUGCGACAGGCGCUUUGCACGGGAUUCUUCCGUAAUGCUGCUCGGAAAGAUCAGCAGGAAGGUGGCUUUAAGACUCUUGUUGAGGGGACACCUGUUUAUCUUCAUCCUUCGUCUGCGUUGUUCGGUAAGGGCUCUGAGCAUGUUAUUUAUCAUACUCUCGUCCUCACUACGAAGGAGUACAUGCACUGUACUACUUCUAUUGAACCGAAAUGGCUUGUUGAGGCUGCGCCUACCUUCUUCAAGGUCGCGCCUACAGACCGGCUGUCGAAGCGGAAGAAGGCAGAGCGUAUCCAACCUCUUCAUAAUCGGUUUGCGGGUGAAGAUGAUUGGCGUCUUUCUGCGCAACGGCGUGGUGGAAGAGGAGGCGGUGGUGGUACAUGGGGUUGA
Molecule: messenger RNA, 3672 nt
Organism: Penicillium angulare
Lineage: Eukaryota; Fungi; Ascomycota; Eurotiomycetes; Eurotiales; Aspergillaceae
Exons: 1
Coding region: 1-3672 (1223 amino acids)
Biological process (GO): spliceosomal complex disassembly
Cellular component (GO): intracellular anatomical structure; catalytic step 2 spliceosome
Molecular function (GO): RNA binding
Source: RefSeq, a predicted model, not a curated record